GCCGGAGCCCAGGCGUUCACCUGCGCGGGCCAAGGGCCGGGAGGCGGCGAGGGCCAGGAGCGCCAGCAGCAGCCGCAUCCUGCGCGGGAGCAAAGACGCCGCCGAGCCGGGGGUCGCACGCCGAGGAGGCCGCCGCUGCUCCCUAAGAACUUAAUUUCCAAGCAGAACAAAGACCCUUCUUUCAACAGAGUGAAGAGGCCCCUAAGUUACCGAGAUGCUGCGCGCUGAUUGGCCCCGGUUAAGGAGACGGAAGAAACAGCGUGCACGUGGCACCCGCGGCCAGAGCCGCGCGCGGCGGGACCGGGAGACCAUGGCGUCGCUCAGUGGUGGCACCGUCGUCUGUGUGAUCUGCUUGGAGAAGCCUAAAUACCGCUGCCCCGCCUGCCGCGUGCCCUACUGCUCGGUGACCUGCUUCCGGAAGCACAGAGAGCAGUGCAAUACCGAAACUCGUCUUGUUGAGGAAAAAAUAGCAGCUUUUACUGCAAGAACUAUAAAGCCCGAGGAAAACAAAGAUGAUGACGACGACUCUGUAGCUGAUUUUCUCAAUAGUGACGAGGAACAGGACAGAGUUUCUUUGCAGAAUUUAAAGAAUUUAGGGGAGUCUGCAGCAUUAAGAAGCUUACUGCUCAAUCCACACCUUAGACAGUUGAUGGUCAGCCUCGAUCAGGGGGACGACAAGGCCAAGCUCAUGAGAGCCUGCAUGCAGGAGCCCUUGUUUGUGGAGUUUGCCGACUGCUGUUUAAGCAUCGUGGAACCAUCCCAGAAUAAGGAUCCUUAAAAUGGAUUAUGGUGCUGCUUGCUCCUUCUCCUAGGAGACCAGCUAAUGUGGGGCCCCAAGCAAGGGCAGUGUUUCCAGGACGAAGACCUGCUGAUGUAGGGUAGGUCAUGCGAGUCUUCACCUCCAUUGCUGUGGGCUUAGGUGUCAGACAGAUGGGGGCACUCAAGUGGCACACAUUCAAAUGGUUGUUUUUAGGUUAUUUAUUUUUGGUACAGUUAAGGUAGAUAUCAUGAGAUAAUUUAUCAAGUUUCACACUUGUUUGAGUGAAAACUUGCUCAGUGUUACUAAAUAAAAUUAAGGUGUGGUUCUGUGGUA
Messenger RNA from Myotis daubentonii (Daubenton's bat), 1093 nucleotides. RefSeq names its product zinc finger HIT-type containing 3 (gene ZNHIT3). The record is from RefSeq and is a predicted model, not a curated record. Gene Ontology annotation, biological process: snoRNA localization; box C/D snoRNP assembly; maturation of LSU-rRNA from tricistronic rRNA transcript (SSU-rRNA, 5.8S rRNA, LSU-rRNA). Lineage: Eukaryota; Metazoa; Chordata; Mammalia; Chiroptera; Vespertilionidae. Gene Ontology annotation, cellular component: nucleus; pre-snoRNP complex. Gene Ontology annotation, molecular function: protein binding.